Molecule: messenger RNA, 2629 nt
Organism: Punctularia strigosozonata HHB-11173 SS5
Lineage: Eukaryota; Fungi; Basidiomycota; Agaricomycetes; Corticiales; Punctulariaceae
Product: batten's disease protein Cln3
Exons: 12
Coding region: 40-1431 (463 amino acids)
Biological process (GO): regulation of intracellular pH
Cellular component (GO): vacuole; membrane
Source: RefSeq, a predicted model, not a curated record
CUUGACGAGCUCCGGGAGCGCCUACAUCCUUCUACAUACAUGUCAACAGAUGAGGAUCGGUUACUCGAAGAAGAAGCCUCGGCCUAUGGAGAUGACGAGAAACGGAGGAGAAGAGGCUACAUCCUCUCCGGACUCGCGUUCUUUCUGUUUGGCCUCACCAACAAUGUCCUUUAUGUGAUCAUUCUCUCUGCUGCCCUUGACUUAGUGCCUCCGGCCACUCCCAAAGGGAUUAUUGCAUUCUGCAAUAUCGCUCCGUCUCUGGUCGCGAAGGUCGGCUGGCCUUAUGUGCUCAAGGGUCGAAUACGAUAUACGAGACGAUUGCUGGGGUGUUGUGCUUUGAGCGUUUCCGGCAUGGUUGUCGUCGCAGCCUUUGACGCAUUGCCCAUGAGGUUACUGGGGAUUGGUUUGGCGUCCUUUUCGUCCGGUCUUGGCGAAUUGACUUUCCUCCAGCUGUCCACCACGUACGGAUCGCUGGCUGGGCAUUGUGUCGGAUAUUUUGCGUCCGGAACUGGCGCAGCGGGAAUCGUUGGCUCCUUCCUGUGGUGGGAGGUGCGUGGCUUAGGCGUCAGGGAAGGUGUAGGGCUCUCUACCAUAAUGCCCUUCGUCAUACCCCUCACAUACUUCUUCAUCCUUCCAUCAUCCAACUCCGUCGCGGUUCAUACAGCAUCGAACUCCGGAACUGAGAUACCUUACGCUCCGCUAACAACAACUGAAGACGAGGAGGUGCUCGGAAGCGACCCGCCCAUCGUCGCUACGUUGGAAGGAGAAUCAGUGACCGUCGCCUUGAGCGCUGAAGAAAAAUGGCACCUCGUACGACCCCUUUUGCUGCGCUACAUGCUGCCGUUAUUCUGCGUCUAUCUGUUCGAGUACACCAUCAAUCAGGGCGUAUCCCCUACAUUGCUUUACGACAGCUUUACGCCCAGCAUGCUGUCCAGACUCAUACUGAAGAUCAUACACUCGCCAGCCGAUUUCUAUCCGUUCUGGCAGCUCGUCUACCAGACCGGUGUCUUCCUUUCGCGCUCUUCAAUCUCGAUGGGCCUCCCGCCCCUUCCUGGAUGGCUGAUCUCGGCCCCUGCCGUCAUUCAGGCCUUCAUCCUGCUGGCUCUGACGCUGGAGUCGGCGUUGGGGCUAGCAGGGAACGAUACGCAAGGUGUUCUGCUGGUCUUCGUCCUUAUCAGCGUGGAAGGCAUAUGCGGAGGGCUCGCUUACGUCAACGUUUACCACCAUAUCAACCAGCGGUCGCCGAGUUCGAUAGCAGGAGACGGUACAUCGACAGAACGCGCGCGGCAGGAGCAGGAGUUCAGGAUCGGCUCGAUAGGGUUCUCUGAUUCACUCGGGAUCCUGCUCGCGAGUGUCGUCUCUGUCCCGACCGAGGUCGGACUAUGCAGGGCGCAGACCAGGAGAGGGAAACGCUUGUGCCGAGGGUUGUAAUCCAUUGACCAUCGAUCCUUGGCGUUUACGUACAUCAGGCAGGGUAUGGAGAACGAACGUCGGGUUGUUUACGCAUUUGGCUCUCACCCUCUGCCCGCCUUUUGUAACGUCACGGUCUUCUAUCACUUCGUAAACCCACGCACAGACUAUGAAUAAGGGAACUACGGCCUCCACAACCCCGUCGGUGUAUACCUCUUGUCCUCAUCGCCCCACGGGGAGGCGAUCGCUCCAGCCUCGAGAUAUCAUCGAAAGUACUGCUCGCACUCGCUCGGCAAUCCCAUGGGCGGUCGCCACUGCGAGAAGUGCGACCGCACGUUCGGCACCAAGCAUGCCCUCCUGCAGCACCUAAAGUCCUCGUCCAACCACGUCUUCUGCAGCGGCUGCAACCGGGACUUCGUCUCUGAGGCGGCGCGGCUGCAGCACUGGCGAAGCUCGCCGCAGCACAAGUUCUGCCGGCUGUGCAACGAUCUGAUCGACGACGACGACGAGCCGCGGGAGCACGACCGGAAGGCGCACUGCGUGUGCGACUCGGAUGGGUGCGAUUGGAGGGUGUUCGCCAGCCUCAGCGAGUUGAGGUCGCACCGGGAGGAAGACCAUUCGUACUGCGUGGCGUGCAAUCGGUACUUCGACAACGAGGGAAACCUCGAGAUGGUGAGCUGCGUUGGUUGUCAUGUUUGAACGCGGAGGGCUCGGAUCGUUGACUUCGAGCGCAUCGGCGCUUCUCUCUUCGUUUCAGCACGAAACGUCGCGGAAACAUCAACAGCGAAAACCGCUAACGUGCCCGAACGCAGAGUGUGAGGGAUCGUUUGAUACCCUUAGCGAUCUGCUGCAGCACUUCGAGAGCAACAGUUGUGGGAUCGACGACUAUGCGUUGGUGCAAGAUGCCGUGUCCAAGCUAGAGGAGGGUAUACGGAUGUUGAGGCCCUAGGGGGUUGGGGUUUCGACGUCGAAAGCAAUCCCCCCUCUCUCUUUGGAAAUGUACUUCAUCUAGUGCUGGAUCAUGGUGGGUUGCGCUGUCUGAGCUGGAUCGGCGUGAUCCAAUGAAGCUGGUGUAUGGCUGCGUUUUCACCAGAAACGUCCUUUCAUGGCUUGUUUCGCGUUAAAACACGGUUGCGACGUGAUCACAUAGGCAUCAUCGUUAGCAUCGCGCGCCGGGGUGCGAGCACACAUGUCUCGUUAUCAUUCACCACUUGGUCAA